CACCUCCUCGUACUUAGGAGGUUGGGAAAUUGUAACCCACCAGUAAAAUAUCCAAUGUGUUAAUGCAUUUUGCACCUGCAUUAAGUGAACAAGCUAGAAAUCUUCUUCCAGACUUUCUGCUUUCCACUUUCUACUCUUUUCACAUCUUCUUUACUCUAUUUUCCGUCACUUGUAUUUUCUACGGAAAGGCGGUUUUUCGUGUCACCGUCAAUUACUAACCCUCACAGCUAAAUUCUGUUUUAAGCUUGGUGGUACAAUUAAGACCAAGUUAUUUUUGGGAAUUUGUUGGAGGAGGUAAAGAGGUCACCAAAUCAUCGGCCUUGGUGAGCAAGAGCUUGUCUCAGUCGCAUUCCAAUCAUCCACGAGUCGAGUCCGCCUUUAGACGGAACUUAGACAAGAUGCGACCCAACCAAAGCCAAAGUUUACUUCUCCCCUUAUUAUUCAACCUCGUUGUCGCUCACCCUUACCCGGCCGACGAACUUAAAGAUGCCGGCUUUGGAUACCUUAUGAACCGCGCAUGCGCAUCGUACUGCGGCGCUGACAACCAAUACUGCUGUUCCGAUGGCGAAUCGUGCACCACAUCAGCCGGUAUAGCAAGUUGUGCCGCGUACAAUUUUUACACAACUACCUGGACUGAAACGAAAACGUACACCAGCACAUUUAGUUCCGCCUUAGGUGCGUCGACAGCAGCAGCCGGAGGUGUGGAUUGUAUACCACCAGCAGGGUCCGGACAAAUCGCAUGUGGACCUAUUUGCUGUGCGACCUGGCAGUACUGUGCUCGCAGUGGACAAUGUCUGCCAAACGCCGGCGCUAGCUCUUACACCCAAUGGACCUCAGUCGGCGUUAUCACGACGCAAUUCUCAGCGCCCUACCGAGUCACGAGCGGCAGUACCAUCAUACAAACUUCAGAACCUACCACUACCGGUACUGCAGCCAGCGAGACCCAGUCAUCUACUACCACCGCCGCCCCUGCUCCGGUCGCAUCCACUAGCGGCUCUCUAAGCGGAGGCGCAAUCGCUGGUAUCGUUAUUGGUACAAUUGCUGGCGUGCUCUUAUUACUACUACUCUGCUUCUGUUGCAUCGCUAGAGGGCUAUGGGGUGUAUUCGCGUCAGCCCUCGGUUUGGGCGGUAAGAAGAGAAGAAAGGAGGAAGUCGAGAUUAUUGAAGAACGAUAUUCCAGACGCGGAAGCAGGCACGGCAGCAUGUAUGGCGCGGGGGCAGGCGCCGCACGACCGGUACACCGAACAUGGUUCGGCGGCGGUGGGGGCCGACCCACGUCAGCCGCCGGCCGAAAAGAAAAGACUUCAGGGAGCGGCGCAGGUUGGCUCGCCGCCAGCCUGGGCGCGGCAGCUCUCGUUUUAGGCCUGAAGAGGGAUGAAAGGCGUCGCGCUAGCAGCUCAAAGCCGCCUCAUGGAGGUAGCGAAUGGAGUAGUUCGUACUAUACUGACUCCUAUUCUGCAAGCAACCCUAGUGAGUUUAUCCCUCAAAGAUAAACUCCAAGAGGGUUAUUACUGACCAAUUUUCUCACAGGCAGCCGAAGUUCGGAUCGAAGA
Molecule: messenger RNA, 1553 nt
Organism: Annulohypoxylon maeteangense
Lineage: Eukaryota; Fungi; Ascomycota; Sordariomycetes; Xylariales; Hypoxylaceae
Exons: 2
Coding region: 399-1493 (364 amino acids)
Source: RefSeq, a predicted model, not a curated record